CUUUGUUUUAAGUUGAUUUCCUGUAGAUACCAUAGUAUUCAUUGUUUAAUCACAACUUUUGUUAUCAGAUGUUUACUGCUAUUGGACAAAAUUUAAUGUUGGGGUUACCAAAAAUGAAAUUCAAGAAAGGUAUUCUAUUUAUUUAUAUUUGUUACAUGCCCACCAACAGUCAAGGGCUUUUUGGUGGGCACAAUACAUACAACAAAGACAAAUAGGACAAAUGAGGUCACUGCAGGUACGUAGGCACAAGAGCAGGCAGCUCCGCCUGAAGGAAGAACCACUACAAGUAGGCGCUUCUGCAAUUGGCCAACACACACAAGUAGAAUGUACCACAUACCUGCAGUGGCAUGGCAGACAUUAGCAAACACUGACAGGUUAUAAAACAAUUAAGACUAUAUUAAAUGUCAAAUAAAAACAUAAAAAGCUACAUGAAAACCUUGAGAUAUAUAAUAAAGUGUUAACUGUUGCAAUUCUAGGAAUAUUAUAAAGGAAAUAAUCAAAUAUAGUAACAAUAACAUGAAAACAAUUAAUGAAUUAACAUAACACAAUAAUGUCAAAGUACCAAUAAUAAAUACAAAUUAAACUAAAGAUAUUUAAUAAUAGAAGUAAACUUGAAAGAAAUUAGUUAAACAUAUAAGAUAUUCCAAUUAGAAAUUGUACCUGAGUUUAUAAAUUAUUAAAUUUCAUAUUAGGUUUAUUAUAAUUAGAAAUUGUGAUAAAUUUAUAGGAAUAGGUAUUACUAGAUUGUAAUGACAAGAAAAUGGAAUGACUAUAAAUUAGUUUGAAAGAUGCAAGCAGGUACUGGUUGAUUUCUAGGUUAAAUGAAUUCAUAAUUUUGUAGGAAUCUGUGAAUGUCAUUUAUUCAUCAAAUUGUUAUGAAGAGCCACUUCAACUUUGGUUCAGAUGUGUAUGUUUUAUUUUUUUUUGUGGUAAAUACAACUCUGCUCUUGUCUCGCUUAUGGAAGCACUCCCAGGCAACCAUGGACUCCACAGACAGGAUAAAGGUACCUCAAGCUUCAUGACCUUCCUGCCUUUCUUAUUGUGUGGCUGGGUUGUCAGGGGGGCCCCCUUCACCCUCAAAAUCCCUGGGGUCUGGGCAUCAGCCCCCCCCCCUUCCCCCCCCCCCCUUUCACUGGUUGAGUUUGAAGAUUAUUUUUCCUGCUUGGGUUUUCUGUAUUAUGAUGAAAAUUACAAUUCUGUUGUUAAUAGAAUUCACAGUAAACCUUAUAAGUAUACCUAUGUGAUACGCACAUAUUAUAUACAGUUUUGGCCACUGUGUCAUUUACAGUCUAAAAAAGCACAGAGAUGCAAAACAAAUUAAGGAUCCAUUCACUGAUAUGUAUUCAUGCAUGCACUGUGAAAAUAAAGAAACUAAUGAUGAUAACAAGGACCUGUUGUUCAUCAUAUUGUGUUCUAAGCCAGCGGGAGCUUACCACAGUUUAAAACAUUUUUGCACCGACAUUUAAAAUUUAUUUUAUUAUGUAUGAAUCUGCACUGAUUUUGUAAAAUUUAAAAUAAAUAAACCAGGUACCUGUUAAAAUCUUAUGGUUUGUUAAAUAUUAUGCACCUUAUUUGCCAGUGGAAAAAAUACAGGCAGGGGACAUAUUGUUUGGUGCAGCAAUCUAUAUAUUUGCAGGUUAUGAUGUUAAUCAGAAGGUUAAUCUUCUUUUAACUGAAAUAUCAUUAAAAAGGAUUAAACUUCAUGUGUUGGAAUCCACUGACUGGUUGUGCGUAUUUUGACGUAUCAGUAUUUCCAGUUAUUUUUUAAAAUGCUCAAAUUUUGGUUGUAUUUUAUCUCAAGGAAAAACUAUAAAGACCAUGUGCUGGAAUAUGUUUUAUUUUUUUUAUAUUGUAUUUAUUGGUGCAAAAUUCAUGACAAAUUUAGUCCUUUUUAAGAUUUGAGGUUCUGUAAAAAAUUAUAUUUUGGUUGUGCCAUUGUGGUGAAGGGUACAUCAAAAAUGUGGAAUCAGAUUUCAGAGUGCCAAAAAAAGUUUAUCAAAUUCAAUUAGUACAUAUUACGAAGGUACCUAGUCAAAUAGUGAAAAUGAGUUUUUUCUGUACUAUGUUUACAUAAACACUUUGCAUUUCAUUAUCUAAUAAAUAUGUCAUAAUAUGUUAAGCAAUUAUGCAAAAAUCUGGUAUUUAAAUGUUUUGGGAAGAUCAAGCACCUUUUAUUUACAUUUUUUUUUUUGGCUGGACAUGUAUUGUUGGUUUUUGCAGAGCAUUGUUGUGGGUUGGAGUAUAACACAUCUGGGUUAUCACUGUUGACAGCUUUUUGAAGAAAAACAUUAUAAAAUAUAUUACUAGAGGUUGAUUUAUUAAUUUGUGGCCUGGCUAACUUAGGCCUAACUGCAGUAAAAAUGUUACCCUCCCCACAAUUCUAAAUUUUGUAGUUAGUAACACAUUUCAAACAGGUUGACAUAAAAUUCUAUAUUUUAUAAGUUCAUAUAUUUCAUUUGUAAAUUAGUCUUUAGCUUCAUUCUUUUUUAAAAUCAAUAGAAAUCUUCAGAACUAGAGUUUGUCAUAUUAUUCCUGGCACUAGCAAUAAUUGCACAGCAGACAAAAUGUAAUAUUUGAGGUUUUGAAGUUUAAACGCUUGAUUUUAAAAGUUGCAAGUUCGUGGCUUCAAACGUAGUGUCCAGGACAGCCACAUUUAUAUCCUGUAACAUAACAUGUUCUCGUGUUCUUCGAAAUACUUUUACCAAAAAGUGCGGCGCGUAGAAUCGGAUACAAGUUGCUUCAUGGUUAUGUUAAUACGCGCAUUCCUUUCUCGAGGCAUGUGGCAGUUGAUUGGCCAGAGAACAUGAGUUGAAGGUGACGUCACAGAGCCCACGAUAAUGAGGUAUUCAACAUGGCGGAGUAGAUGGUUUGUGUGUACCAGUUGCUAUAGUUUUGGAUGGAAGUGAAUGGUGAAAUAUGCCAAGGAGACGAAAUGGAGAGAUACCAUUGCCCGAUGGAUGGGAUUUCGCGAGGGAUUACGAUGGGAAGAUUUAUUUCAUCGACCACAAUAGCAAGAAAACGACAUGGAUUGACCCACGAGACAGGUUCACCAAGCCCCAGAGCUUCGCGGACUGCAUCGGCAACGAGCUGCCCCUCGGCUGGGAGGAGGCCUACGACCCGCAGAUCGGCGCCUACUUCAUCAACCACGUCAACCAGUGCACGCAGCUGGAGGACCCGCGCGACGAGUGGCGGGCCAUACAGGAGGCCAUGCUGCGCGACUACCUGCAGACGGCGCAGGACGUGCUCGAGGCCAAGAAGGAGAUCUACGAUGUGAAGCAGCAGAGGCUGUACUUGGCGCAAGACGAGUACAACCACCUGCACAGCGCGCUCACCACCCUCAACACCUCGCGCACCAGCUUGUGCUCCAGCUCCAGCUCCGUCAGCACCAAGUACGACCCCGACCUGCUGAAGGCCGACGUGGCGCUCGCCAGGAGCCGCGUGUCGCGUCUCAAGCGCGAGCUGGAGCAGAUCCGCGCCGAGAUGCACUGCACCGAGCGGGGAGUCGAGACGCUCACCUCCGUGGAGCAGAAGCUGAGCGCGCACCAGGGGGGCUACAACAUCAGCGAGGCGCAGGCCAUCGUCGCAGAGCUGCACAACAUCCAGAAGUCGCUGUCGUCGGGCGAGAAGGAGAAGGCGGAGCUGAUGCAGUCCCUGGCCCGGCUGAAGGACGACUUCACGCGGCUGCAGUUCGGGGAGAGCUCGCCCGACGUGUCCACGCUGAGCAUAGCCCAGGAGAAGCUCAGCACCGCGUCCCAGACCGACCUCUCUGGGGAGUUGGUUCCGAUUGGAACCCGUCUCGCAGAGAUGGCGCGAAUGAGGCUGCAGUACGACGAGGCUAGAAAGCGAAUCCAGCACAUCCAGCAGCAGUUGGCGGACCUGGAAGAGAAGGUCACUCCAGGACAGGCAGAGUCCGACAAAGACAGGCUGCUCCUGUUCCAAGAGAAGGAACAGCUGCUGAGAGAGCUGCGCAGCAUCACGCCGCGGUCGCGCAGCCAGCAGGAGAUGAACGGCAUCCAGCUGGAGAUCCGCCGACUGGAGCAGGACCUCAACAACGCCCUGGAGAUGUCCAACCGGGCCAUCACCGACCGGUUGCGGCUGCACGAGGAGAAGCAGCUGCUGCUGCAGCAGCUGCGCGACGCGCUGCGCUCCAUGACGCAGCUGGAGUCGCAGCUGAAGACGCUGUCGGCCAGCACGCUGAGCGUGAGCUCCAGCUCCAGCCUGGGCUCCCUGUCCACCACCUCCUCCAAGGGCUCGCUCAGCUCGGCGCUCAGCUUCACCGACAUCUACGGCGGGCCCGUCCCGGACGCCCGCCCCGUGGACAUGGUGGACCUGCACCGUCGAGUGGAGCGCCUGCUGGGGCCCGCCACGCCCCCGCCCGCCUACCGCUGCCUCGCCGACCUGCCCGGCGGCGCCAACAUGUCCCAGGGCUCCGGCCUGGGCCGGCCCGACCCCCCGCUCUCGCCCAUCUCGGAGACCCCGCCGCCGCUGUCCGCCCCCUCCUCCGGCACCGACACCCGCUCCGUGUCGGCCGCCGUCAGCGACGAGUCCGUGGCCGGGGACUCGGGCGUGUUCGAGGCGUCCGACAAGCGGCGGCCCCUGCUGGGCGCGGGCCUGGACGAGCUGAACCUGGAGGCCGCCCAGGUGCAGAUCAAGCUGCGGUACUCGAUGUGCGACAGUCUGCUGCACGUGGGCAUUGAGAGGGCACGGAACCUCGCUGCCUUGUCCAUCGCAGACAACUGCAGAGUGUGCAUCAGGGCGGCGCUGCUGCCCGGCCCGUACCCCGCGUGCUGCACCAGGCUGGUGUCGGAGCUGCGCAAGCCCGCCUUCGGGGAGAGCUUCCCGCUGCCCGUGCCGCUCGGCAAGCUGUACACCAAGACCCUGCAAGUGAGGGUGUGGUGCAGCGACGCCGCGCAGCGCGAGGAGUGCCUGGGCUGCGCGCAGGUCAGCCUGGCAGACUUCAGCCCUGAGAGCACGUCCGUCAAGUGGUACAACAUCCUCAGCUUCCGCUUCAUGCAGGCCCCCUCGGAGCCGGGCGAGGCGGAGGGGGCGGAGGGGGCGGGCCGGCCGGCCAAGGAGGAGAGCUCCGACGACUCCAGCAUCAUCUCCUCCCAGACGUCCACCCUCACCCGCAACCAAGGCCUGCAGCCGGGCAUAAGUGCGGUGAAGCUGGUGGAGGUGAACAGCCGCGAGGAAGAAGAGGAAGAGGAGGACGACGAUGAUGAUGACGAGGAUGACGACGAUGACGAAGAGGGCUACAUCGUGGAGUUCUGUCAGAGCGGCAUGCUCGAAGACGUCUUGGAACAUGUGGAGGAGGAGGGGGGCGUGUCGGACGGGCUGGGGCCGGAGCCGAGCACGGACAUGCUGGACAAGGAGACCAACACGGAGUGCGUGUUCAUCCCGGCGAAGGGGCUGCGCAAGCACGGCAGCGACGAGCUGCACGCCAUCCUCAUCAAGCGCUCCCAGACCUUCAGCCCCAGCGCGGCCGUGUGCCGCUCACAGUACAUCUGCCGGCUGAAUCGCAGCGACAGCGACAGCUCGGUGCCGCUGUACCGGAAAGGCGGGCCGUUCCAGCGCAACUCGGUGGAGAGGCGGUCCCUCAGGUGGAGGCGGCCUCCUGGCACCGUCAUCGUGUCCAAGCACCGCGGUGCCAGCACUGCGCAUCCCAGCGGGCACCAGACGGCGCGCACCUCGCUGGACCUGGAGCUGGACCUGCGGGCGCAGCACACGCGCCUGCACACGCUGCAGGACGAGCUGGGGCGGCUGCGAGAGCUGAAGGCGCGGCUGGAGACGGGGCGGGCCCAGGGCGACCAGGAGCUGGCCUCGUGGGUGCUGGAGGACCAGCAGUUCCACAACCUGCUCGCCCAGGUUGAGACCGGGAAGGCUGGGAAGAAUGAAGAAGAGCGAAGGGUUGAGAAGAUGUUGAAGAAAACGUCUAAAGAAAUAUAUAAACUGCGGAAAAGCAAAGCGGGGAAAGGAAAGCCGGACAUCAUCUCUUUUAAGGAGAAGAUGGCGUUCUUCACGCGGGUGAACGUGACGGUGCCGGUGCUGCCCCCGGAGGAGGUGGCCGAGGACAGCGAGGACAGCCGGCAGGUGGAGGGGAGGGGGUGUGCGGCGGGGAGGUACCACUACGUGGUGGACCGGGCGCUGGGCGUCGAGGUGUGAUCCGUCGUCGCCGUGCGUUGCGUUUGUUUUUGCCCACCGAUGGCCUGGAAACCUGCAGCUGGACUGCGUUUGGGCUUCCCGCCCGUAGUCUCCGGUCGAGCUCCGAAUACUCAGUGUGUGAUGUGUGUUGGAUGCACGGCUAAUUCAGAAUCGUAAUUAUAAACAAGUAGUCUAAAUUACGUGUUGGCAUUCGUGUGCAAAAACUGUACAUUCCUUGUAAAUUUUUACAACUGGAAUAAUGUUCAGGAUAUUAGAGCCGUAAUAACGAAGGAUUAAGGACUUGUUUUUGUUUCAGUGAUGAAUUUAUUUUUUGCAGAAAUUAAUGUUGCAAGUACUUCUACAUAAUUUGAUGCAGCCACUAAUUCUUAAAUUAUAUUUUGAAUUAUUUUAAAGUGAAAAUUAUAUGUGUAACAAAUUCAUAACUUGUGCAACUUGUUCGAGUUAAGGUGCCUUUACAAACACACGUAUCAUUGGCAUAUUCUUAGUGCCUUUCAGAAUCCAUCCACAUUGACAUUCACUCGUUGAAUCAGCACUUGUAAUUUAUUCAACACUUUUGAAAUGUGUAUUUUUCAAGUUCUACGCCUGAAACCAUUAUUCUUUAUAAUGAUGUGUUUUGACUCUGUCAAGUAAGUAAUAAGUAAAUUCUCUAAUGCUAGAUCUGAUUAGUCGACUAUGUAAGUUUCAGAAUUGUUGUUGUCUGAUUGCUCUGUUUGCCAAAUUUUUGUAUAUUUAGUUUUGUUGCUGUAAGUUUACAAGAAUUGCCCAGAUAUGUUUUUAUCGGAAAUGAGUAAAUAACUAGCCAUAUUGAAGAGUCAAGUGAUGCCUCAGUUGAGCAUAGUGAUAAUCUCGUGUGAAUAAUAUUUUGCUGAAACUUUUGCAUUAACUUGCAACUUUUACAUUCUUGCUCAUACUGUUUGUUUGUGGUAAUUAUUUUGGCUCAUUUUAUUGGCUUUCACAUCACUGUAAAAUAUUUAAAUAUUAUAUUAAAUCUUUUUUAAAUGUAUGUUGCUCAUCUAUUUAAAUUAUACCUCUUUCGGUUUGGGAGCGGCCUUAACUUUUUUUUUUAAUGUUGAGAGGUUUAAUAUAUAUGUGAUAAGCUUGCUGGUCACUGGGUGAAUCUUGGGCAUAUUUUGAUGCCAUUUUUUACAGGUGACAGCGAUGGGUAUGACUUUAAUCAUAACUUUUUUCAUAGAAGACAUUGCGGUAUUUGUCUGUUGUAAAUGUAAAAUAUGUACAGUAUUUUUUGUGUAUUUUUUAAAACAAAUCUUUUUAACAUACUAUGUUAUGUUCUAUGUAACAAAGCCUUUAUUGUUGAAACUGUCUUGUAUAUAUUCAAUUGCCAUAGUAAACUAGAACAUUAUUUAUGAUA
Bacillus rossius redtenbacheri is the source of this 7531-nucleotide messenger RNA. RefSeq names its product protein kibra (gene kibra). Gene Ontology annotation, molecular function: kinase binding; molecular adaptor activity. The record is from RefSeq and is a predicted model, not a curated record. Gene Ontology annotation, biological process: cell migration; regulation of hippo signaling; regulation of DNA-templated transcription. Gene Ontology annotation, cellular component: cytoplasm. The coding region runs from base 2917 to 6162 and encodes 1081 amino acids. The transcript is spliced from 18 exons. NCBI's taxonomy places the organism in Eukaryota, Metazoa, Arthropoda, Insecta, Phasmatodea, Bacillidae.